Messenger RNA from Corylus avellana, 1865 nucleotides. NCBI's taxonomy places the organism in Eukaryota, Viridiplantae, Streptophyta, Magnoliopsida, Fagales, Betulaceae. The record is from RefSeq and is a predicted model, not a curated record.
AAGGCCUUUACUCUUGCCGGUGGAAAGAAAUUGAAGAGGGCCCACGUCUCAAAUCUACCGCAAGCAGUGGCGUCGACUUACUUUCCUCUUCCAAAACCGUUGUUUCGGUGCUCCUUGACUCCUUGUCGAUGUAAAGAAUGUGGUGAGAGCACUGAGACUAGGGAAUCGAUAGGCGCUCUCUCUGGUCGAUCGGGCAAAAAGUCCUUAAUUCAAAUUGUGAAAAUAAAAGAGCUAAUAAUUAAGAAAUGGCUUCUACCGACGGUCUGGUACCGAUUACCAGGAGUUAUCUGGCUUCUUAUUACGACAAAUACCCAUUUGCACCUCCAUCCGAUGACGUUUCUCGCCUUUCCUCCGAGAUUCGCUCGAUGGCUAACGAUUUACUCAGCCAUCUUCCUCUCACUCAAGAUGAAAGAUUAUUGUUGGAUGAAGCAGACCGUCAGCCUCCACAUAAAAUCGAUGAGAACAUGUGGAAGAAUCGAGAACACAUUGAAGAAAUUCUUUUUUUACUUGAAACCUCUCAUUGGCCAGUGGUGCUUCAGCAGCAGUCAACACCUGAUGAUGCUGAACUAGCUACUGUUCUCAGACACCUCAAAGAUAAACUUCAAAACACUUUGAAGAUUUUGGAAUUCUUCCAAUCUAAAAAUUCUGACCGUGUGUUUAAUACAGUUAUGACUUACAUGCCUCAAGAUUUUCGAGGAACACUUAUUAGACAACAACGGGAGCGCUCAGAGAGGAAUAAGCAAGCGGAGGUUGAUGCUUUGGCCAAUUCUGGUGGAAGUAUACGCUCUCGAUAUGCUCUAUUGUGGAAACAACAAAUGGAAAGGAGGAGACAGUUGGCUCAACUUGGUUCCGCCACAGGUGUCUACAAAACCCUUGUGAAGUAUUUGGUUGGAGUUCCACAGGUCUUGCUAGAUUUUAUUCGGAAAAUAAAUGACGAUGAAGGGCCCAUGGAAGAGCAACGACAACGUUAUGGACCACCUUUAUACAGCCUUACAGCGAUGGUGAUUUCUAUUCGAUUCUUUGUUUUGGUAUUAUGGGGGCGGUUUGACACUGGAAAUUUAAAGAGGCAACAGGUUGCUUUCUUGGAACAAGCUAUUGAUGUCUACACCACUGAGUUUGAGAGGUUCAUCAAAUUUAUGGGUGAGGUCUUCGCAAAUUCACCAUUCUUAAUAUCAGCAGACACUACUGGUGCAUUAGAAACCAGGAAUAGUGAGGAACACAGAGAGAUAAGUGUUCCAGCUGGUAAAACUUAUGAGGUUUCUUUGACUGUGGACUCAAUAAACUCAUACAUCGCUUGGGAUUUCUCAUUGGUGCAAGGCAAGAUAAACAUGGAUAUUGGAUUUAGUGUGGAGUUUAUAAACUCUUCUGGGGAAAAAGUUCUCAUAUUACCUUACCAGCGCUAUGAGUCUGACCAAGGAAACUUCUGCACAUGUAUGGUCGGAAACUAUAAGUUGAUUUGGGACAAUUCUUAUUCAACCUUUUUUAAGAAGGUGCUUCGCUACAAGGUGGAUUGCAUACCUCCAGUAGUGGAGCCGUUGCAGCCUGUAACUGAAGUGGAAGGCUGAGAGAUCCCUCCUUGGAUGUAGCAGGAAUGUCAUCUUACUUGCCAUGAUCAGGAUUCGCAACAAUUGACUGGUGAAGAAUCUUAUAACGUGUAUAAUGUUUGUAUAUUGUCGGGUAAGCAGUGAAAAAUUAUUCUUAUUAUAAUAACGAAAUGAUGUUCUAAUAACCUUUAGGAAUUAAAAAAAUAAAAAGAAAAGAAAAACGAUUAGAAUUUUAAUGGAACAAAAGAUGUUGGUUUCUGUCACAGAUAAAUUGAGAUAACUGUAAUUUAUUUUAGUUAUAGAAGAAGGUUUUCGUUACAA